AUGAACGAGCUGAUCGUUUUCGACACAAGCCACACGAGGGCAAUAAACGAUUGCGAGCUGGACUACUACAGCAAAAAGUUGGCUACGUGUUCUAAUGAUAAUACAGUAAAAAUUUUUGACGUGAGUUUGUCAAAAGAGCCUGUAUGUAUAGCCGAGAUAAGAGACCAUAGUUCAGCAGUUUGGAAAGUAUGUUGGUCUCAUCCCAAAUAUGGUAGUUUGUUAGCAAGUUGCUCAUAUGAUAAAAGUGUUAUCAUAUAUAAAGAAGUAAAUAUAAAUAAAUAUGAAAUGAUUUAUUUAAAUAACGAACAUAAAAGUAGUGUUAACUAUAUAGAAUGGUCCCCACAUGAGUAUGGACUUCAUUUGGGAUGUGCUAGUUCAGAUGGUUAUCUUAGUAUAAUUAGUUAUAAUUUAAAUAAAGAUACGAAUGAAGGACAUUGGACAAAAAGUAGUAUAAAAGCACAUUUAAAUGGAACAGCAUGUUUGAGUUGGGAAAAACCAUUUAAUUCUUUAGGAAAUAAUAAACAUUUAAAUGAUAAUAAUGAUUUUAUAAACUCAUUUAAAUUAGUAACAGGAGGAUAUGAUAAUCAAGUUAUUAUAUGGACAUUUGAUAAUAAUACAAAAGAAUACCAUAAAAUUUUUCAAAUGAAUGAUAAACCACAUAAUUCUUUAGUAAGAGAUGUUUCAUGGAGACCUAACUUAAGUAACACAACAAAUAUGAUAGCUUCAUGUUCAGAUGAACAAAUUGUAAUAUUAUGGUUUGAAGAUAUAAGUAAUAAUAGAUGGAAAAAUGGACAAGUCAUAAAAGUUGACCAAAAAAUUCAUAAAAUUAGUUGGUCUCCCAAUGGCACCAUUUUAGCAAUUGCAUGUUCAGGUGAUAAUGCAUAUUUAUAUAAAGAAAAUAUGGAGGGACUAUGGGUAGAAAUUUGCAAUUUGACUGAUGAUGAAAAGAGAAAUAUACAAGAGGAUAAUGCCAGUGGAGGAGGUGCUAAUGCUAAUUCUUCUCUUCACAUGUAUAACAGUGAUGUAGCUAGUAAUAUUUACAAUAAUGCUAAUGCUAACAGUAGCAGCAAUGUCAAUGCCAACAGUAGCAGUAAUGUCAAUACCAACAGUAGCAGUAAUGUCAAUACCAACAGUAGCAGUAAUUAUGAUGGCAAUUAUGGCAGCAAUCCCUCGUGCAAAAACCUCCAAAACCAAGUUAUGCCUAACAUCAUGAAUUAUCUGAACCCUCUAGCUACUUCCAAUUCGAAUAGCAAUACCUUUAAAGCUUCUCCUGAGUCAAAUUAUAGUACAUAUCCAAACUCAAUAAACAAUGCGGUGCCUCCUCCCCCCAAUAAAUUCGUAUGCAACACGAUGAUGCAAGAAGGGGCAAAUCCAGUACAAAAUACCCCCAAUACGUUUCAGAAUAAUCUAUAUGGUCAAGCAAUGCCCUCAGAUCCUCCUCCCCCCAUGAGCGUAUCGAACCAUGUGAACAGUAUGAAAAACGGUGCUAAUCAACAAAAUGUGAUACAAGGCGUGCCACAAAAUGGACCACCAAACGCGCAACAGAACUACGUAAUGAUGCAAAAUGCGAACAAAAAGAGUACCUCGAGUGCUAUAUUAAGUGGAGAUAAUUUCCUUAUAGGGAGAAACAUGAAUCCACCACCACCUCCUCCUCCUCCUUCAUUUUCACAUGAACAGAAUAAUUCAUCUGACACUUCAAACCUUCCAUCGAAACAAGGAGUGUCAACCAAUCAGGCGGUGUCUAAUUCAUCUCACUUUGCUUCUGCUGUACCACCUGGUCCUCCGGGGGCAAACAUGAACAUAUUUAAUAGCACCAAUAGUAACAAUAACAGUAUUAAUAACAACAACAGUAUUAAUGACCUUAAUAGUAAGAACAAUUAUAAUAAUAUGCAUAAUCAUAGCAGUAGUGGAAGCAGUCAAAUAAAUAAUAAGUUGAAUUUUGCACCUUCUUCAAAUGUACAUACUAGUGCAAGCACACAACCAAUUCCUCAACCGUCUACAAAUAUACCGAAAUCAUCUACGAGUUCAUUACACCAGUAUCCAUCCUUUUCAAAUGUCAACACAACAAAUAGUGCGAGUUUUUCUGGUAGUGCACAAUCCACCACCCCCAAUUUUUCAAAACCAUCAAAUUCUAUGCAGCCAGGCCAUUUACAAAAUAUGAACACAAUUAAUACAAAUUUCAGUGCUCAACAACCUUUACCUCCUCCACCACCCACUCGAUUAUCCAUGACGUCGGUUCAUCAAGGAGGGCAUAAUGUACCAAUGGGAAUAAAUCAGAAUAAAAGUUUUUCAAAUUUUAGUUCUAAUAAGAUGGUGAAUCCUACUUCUAUGCCUCCACAACCACCCCAAAAUAUUAGUAAUACAGUUAGUAGUGGAAUUAGCAGUGCGAUCGGUAAUACAAGUAACUACGCACCAAUGAAUUAUGGCCAACCCCCACCUCCUCCACCAAAUAUGAUGAGUAAUAGUAAUGACCCGAAUAUGAAGUCACCAAAUCUGCAGUAUAAUAAUGCGUAUACCAAUUAUAAUACGCCACCCCAGUGA
Plasmodium malariae is the source of this 2541-nucleotide messenger RNA. It is a transcript of the gene SEC13, whose product is annotated as protein transport protein SEC13, putative. The record is from RefSeq and is a predicted model, not a curated record. Lineage: Eukaryota; Apicomplexa; Aconoidasida; Haemosporida; Plasmodiidae. Gene Ontology annotation, biological process: protein import into nucleus; COPII-coated vesicle budding. Gene Ontology annotation, cellular component: COPII vesicle coat; nuclear pore outer ring. The coding region runs from base 1 to 2541 and encodes 846 amino acids. The transcript has a single exon. Gene Ontology annotation, molecular function: structural molecule activity; protein binding.